This is a messenger RNA of Macroventuria anomochaeta, 1811 nucleotides long. Its product is annotated as EXS-domain-containing protein. Bases 266 to 1519 code for a protein of 417 amino acids. The record is from RefSeq and is a predicted model, not a curated record. Gene Ontology annotation, cellular component: membrane; cytoplasm. The transcript has 3 exons. NCBI's taxonomy places the organism in Eukaryota, Fungi, Ascomycota, Dothideomycetes, Pleosporales, Didymellaceae.
CAGUGGAGCUAUACAAAACGCGUUAGGCCUAGGGGAUGCGGCUCUCAACGAGCCACUGUGGCUGACUGUGGCUGCGAAUUCAGAAACCAUCUCCUGGAAUAGCAACUGGACACGCAACCGACUCGACAUUCACCCCUUGCGCGAAUUGUUGGGAAGAGGAGGAAAGUCACCUCGACGUCAGCGGGUCAGGACAGCUUCAUGGUUACACGGCAAGAGCAACUUUGGGAAGCAGCGACCGCAACGGCAUUGAGCGCAUCCCAACACCAUGGACGGUGAUCCCGCCGUUGAGCCAGAACUCGAUGGCUUCAGCCGCGUGCUGCCAUUGCCUUAUCGCGUGGCCCUGAUCAUAGUGCUGGGCAUCUGGGCAUGGGGCCUCAACCUGCACUACCUCUCUUUAAUCCGCAUCGACGUCCCCUCACUCAUUCGCUACCCCUCGCGCUCCUCCCCACACCACCUGCCACACCACCUCUCCUGCUACCGCAUUGCAACCUUCCUUUCGAUACCCCUCGCCCUUUCUCUGCUCCUAUUCUGGACCCUCACAAACGGCAGUCCCGCGGACAUCGCAGCAUGGGAAAUCCUACCAAACCUCUAUCUUCUCGUCCUCGUCGUGGGCUUCAUCGCUCCGCUCCCUUUCAUCUCGCGCGCGGGCCGCAGUAGAACACUGGCUACGUUGAAACGCAUAAGCAUAGGAGGCAUUGCGGAAGCCGCAGACGGGAAGUUCGGCGAUAUCCUGCUUGCUGAUGCGUUGACAUCCUAUGCAAAAGUCCUCGGCGACCUGUUCGUCUCCCUCUGCAUGUUCUUUUCCUCCUCGCACAGCAGCACUGGCCCGCCGAAUCGAAACUGCGGCGGCGCCUUCUGGGUGCCGUUCAUAAUCAGCAUACCUUCUUUGAUUCGAUUGCGGCAGUGCGUCACAGAGUAUUUCCGUGUGCAGCGCGCGAACGCGCAGACUGGAUCGAUGUCGAAAGCUACAGGUUGGGGCGGCGUGCACCUCGCCAACGCGCUGAAAUACAGCACUGCGUUUCCGGUCAUCAUACUGAGCGCCUUGCAGCGCUCUCCCGAGCCAGACAAGUAUGGUGUCAGCGAGACAGUACUCUUUAGAAUGUGGAUGGUCGCCGUGGUAGUGAACUCUGGGUACUCAUUCUGGUGGGACGUGAUGCGCGAUUGGGACUUGACGCUUUUUUCACCAAGGGAAAGAAAAAAUCCAGAGUAUCCCUUCGGGCUGCGACGGUAUCGGUACUUCCAUGCUAAGGAGUUCUACUACGCUGCGAUCGUCAUGGAUGGCUUACUGAGAUGUACGUGGAGCUUGAAGCUCUCGCCGCAUCUGGACCACUUCAACGAUCUUGAGGGCGGAAUCUUUACAAUGGAAGUGCUUGAGGUGUUGAGAAGAUGGAUGUGGAUAUUCUUCCGUGCAGAGACGGAGUGGGUGCGUACCCACCGUGGCCCAGCCCCAGACGACAUCCUGCUUGGCGACGUGAACUCGAAUCGGUACGAUGAUAGCGAAACAGAUCGCUCAGAUUAGAUACCCAUAGACUAGACUUUUUGCCUUCGCAAUGAUACCCCGUUUGCACGAUUCGAUUUAGCACGACUGCGGAAUCUAAGACGACGCAAAUCCAGCACAGCUCGGUAUCACCCUGAGUGCCAUCGAUCUCGACAUGAACACCGAGGAUACACGGGAGACUCUUAAUCAGUCCUCGUGGAACCAAGGAUCCUGAACGAUAUCUCGUGCCGACGCCCUUGCGGUAGGCUCAAGUCUUAGUAUACCCCUCACAAGCUCCCCCACUUGUUGUAUAUCAUUCCGACUCAAGUCCUGC